Molecule: messenger RNA, 234 nt
Organism: Protopolystoma xenopodis
Lineage: Eukaryota; Metazoa; Platyhelminthes; Monogenea; Polystomatidea; Polystomatidae
Source: the annotation of a GenBank genome assembly
AUGUGGAAACCAGCGGGUAGUGUGAAUAGGUUUCAAAUAGGUUCAGAUAAACAAAUGAGAAAUCGUGAUAUCGAAGGGGUGGCACAAGGAUACAGGACACCUGGUCAAGGGAUCAACUUCACUUGCCUCUUUGACGAGUUGUUGUAUGGCGCUAAGAACGGCGAGGCUCUUGGUAAUGUACAAAGUCGACGGUCCGACUCUGGAAAUGAUCAUGCCUACUGUGGACUCUUCUAG